AUGAGUGAAAAUCAUGAAGGGAAUGAAUGGACUGUAUUGGUGAGUAGAUCUGAUGAAAUUGAAGUUGGCGAGUUUUGUCCUCGCCAGCCAUAUCUCGAGGCUGUAGUGCCUGAGCUUGCGACAUCGGUGCGGCGCUUGGUCUUGACAACAGUUUCGCAUGACCAAGGUUUCAGCAACAGCGAGCAGUCCAACGGCGGCACGUACAACGACAGUCACUCGGGGUUCGAAGUGGCCAUCGUCACCCCCUCCUACCACGAAAGGAGACCCUCAAAGAUGUUCCAAUACAACGUACAUGCACUCUUUGAGAAGUGCGAACAUGAAAAUGUUUGGGACGUCGCAUCCGGUGACCUUACGACGAGGAAGUGGUUGGCUGAUAUUCAAGCGGGAGACAUCAUUCAGGUCAUCCCAAGAGCAGACUUCAUGUUAUGGGUGAACUACGUAUACAGCGCUACGAUCCAAGUAGAGGGAGAGAAAAGAGCAGCGCUUGAUAUGGCCGCCACCGAGCCCCAAAACAUCAGCAGCAAACCCAAAUUCUACAAUGAACUGGAUCCCUUAAAGCGGCAAGUUCGGAUCCUGUCUUUGCAUGUAGGGCAGCCAGAUGAUCCCGUCGCCUGUGAUGUCACGACCAUAUCACUCGGCGACUCUGUUCAUGAUGAACAAUACGAGGCCUUGUCGUACUGCUGGGGCGAGGCAAGCAGGAAAGACACAAUCAGGGUACGGGCUACAUGGUCAGAACUGAGCACGUUUCAGGACUUCCCUGUCAACUCAAGUCUUUACGAAGCACUGGUGCAUCUCCGACCCGCCAGUGGACCAGGACGCAGACUCUGGGUGAAUGCAAUUUGCAUCAACCAGGCCUGCGAUGACGAGCGUUCACAGCAAGUUCCUCAGAUGGCGUCUAUAUACAACCUGGCCAAGCGCGUCAUCAUCUGGCUUGGAGCCUUGGAUGCUACAAGACGAGCGUGCUUGAAUAAGAUUGUCUCUAUACAAGAGCAUUUGCAGCAAGAAUACGACGCCUCCAGGACGUACACUCGUGCGGAAAUGAAGGGCCUCGAGUUCCGUGCAGUAAAUGCUGAGAUCUCCGUCAACGACCUGAUGGGCUUUGCGAACAUAUGGCGAGAGUGCGACUUCGACUGGUUCAAGCGCACGUGGGUACUGCAGGAAGUCGCUAACGCCAGAACUGCCAUCGUGUGCUCCGGUUCUAUAGCAGUGACCUGGCCUGCAUUUUCGGCCUUCGCCCGACGCAUGCUCGAUGCCAAGAGGGGUUCGCCCCUGAUCCGGUACGGCGUCAUGCCUACCGUCUUUUUCAAAUUCGCCAGUUUCAUAGAUAGCCAUGAGGACAAAGCUGCUGAUCCUGACGAAGAGAUUCUCGACUUCCUGUUGAAGGCACACAGCCUCAAAGCCAGCGACCCGCGCGACAAAAUCUUCGCCCUACUGCAGUUUGGGCACGAGACGAGCAACGUCGCUUCGCUCCCUCCCGAAAUUCGUCCCGACUAUCAAAAGCCCGUCCAGCGCGUCUUUUCUGACUUUGUACGCUGGUGGAUCCUCGAGCAUAAGUCGCUGCGCAUACUGUCAGCAGUCCACACCCUACAAGGCCGCAGCUGGCAGCAGAUGUACUACGGGCAGCCUCCGGACCUGAAAGCCAUACCAUAUCCUAUAUGGUGUCUGUGGCACGGCGGUGAAGCCAACUGGGCCAAAGCCACCUUGGGGCUUGCUCCGGAUGCCCCUUAUACCGCCAGCGGCUCAUCCACGCCAGAUUUGGCACUCAUAUCUUCCAAUGCCGUCUCGCGUCCCGGCGUCCUUCGUGUCCGCGGACACCAUCUCGGCACCAUCGCCCAGAUUGCGCCCUUUCCGUUCUGGAAGUGGGGAAAUGACCUACCAAGGGAAUUGUUUCAUGCCUUUGUCCGCAUCUUUAACCCCACGGCUAACAUGAGAGUAUGGCUGCACGACAGAGAUAACCAGGAGAUUCAGAGGCUGGAUGAUCAACAGGAGAGCGAUUUCUAUGACCGCCAUUUCACUUACCAUUAUUCCCGGGGAUUCCAACGUGAGAGUCCUGCCAUUCCGUGCUACAGCGAUUGUCUGUUUACCACCAAUGAUGGCGACGGUAUCACAGAUGGGUUUGCCACUGACUUUGCGACUGGUCACCCUGGUCUGUGUCCGCAUAAUGCCUUGCCUGGCGAUGUGGUCGUGAUGUUGUACGGUGGGUCAGUUCUUUAUCUGCUUAGACCGGUGGAAGGGGAGGAUGCAAAUGCAGAAAACGAGGACAAGCGCCCGCGAGAAUUCCACUUCGUUGGUGAGUGUUUUCUGCACGGAUAUAUGCACGGAGAAGGUCUUGAAGAUGCGCGAGAGAAGGGAAUAAGGUCCGAGAUUUUCAAUCUUAUCUAG
Messenger RNA from Pseudomassariella vexata, 2382 nucleotides. Its product is annotated as heterokaryon incompatibility protein-domain-containing protein. The transcript is spliced from 3 exons. The record is from RefSeq and is a predicted model, not a curated record. The coding region runs from base 1 to 2382 and encodes 793 amino acids. NCBI's taxonomy places the organism in Eukaryota, Fungi, Ascomycota, Sordariomycetes, Amphisphaeriales, Pseudomassariaceae.